AUGUCUGAAUCACGGCCAGCAUUUAGUAUAAGAGCAAUUGCUCCCACAGACGAUGGGAACUUAACUUGGAAAGAAAGUAAAACAAAACUUACAGCUACUGUCCGGAAUCAGCUGCAAAUCCACAUCUUCAAGCUGCCAACCUCUUAUAAUAAUAUGUGUCCUGAAGCGCACCAACGAGCUAUAAGUGGCUCCGAGCAACUCCAGGAAUGUCCAGAGUAUAACCAGGGUAUCGAAUGCGAGACCACUAAUGAGUAUUUCACCGAGUAUGUCUCAGCUGAUCAGUGCGAAGUGUGUGAGAUGCGUAGGAUUGAGGCCGAAGCGGCUGCUGCGGCAGAAGAGGAGGCGAAGAAGGCAAAUGCGACUUAG
This is a messenger RNA of Fusarium fujikuroi IMI 58289, 366 nucleotides long. RefSeq lists its product as uncharacterized. NCBI's taxonomy places the organism in Eukaryota, Fungi, Ascomycota, Sordariomycetes, Hypocreales, Nectriaceae. Bases 1 to 366 code for a protein of 121 amino acids. The transcript has 2 exons. The record is from RefSeq and is a predicted model, not a curated record.